AUGAGAGUAAAGAUAUUAUUCAGCCAUGAAUUAAAUGUAAAAGGAGGUGAUAUACAUCAUAGGCUAUUACAACUGUUUCAGUCUAUACAAAAAUUACGUCUAUUAUAAUUUUAAUUGUGGAACUUAAGUCGAAAUGAUAUGAUGUUACACACAAAUAACACAAUUUAAACGGAAAAAUAUUUUCGAGGGUACGGUGUAAAUUUUUUAAAAAAUAAGUAUUAAAAAAGCCAUUAACUAUUGUGGUUGUAACUAUUUUAUUGGAUAAAAUUUAAAAAAUGUCAUUGGUAUUGAUUCCGAAUUGAAACCCACAAUUAAAAAUAUAAUUUUUAAAUCACGUAAUUUCACUAUGUUAUCCAGCUUUUAGUUAGACUGAGACAAUAAAUGUAUUACUUCCUCUUCAGAUAAUUUAAACUGAGAUUAAUUAUAUAAUAACCAACAUGAUUAUACCGUUGAAGACAACAAAAGAGGUUGGUAUGAUCUUUACAAUAUUAAAUUGAUAAACGGAGGUAUAAGACUUUUACAAAAUCGUAUCAGAACUGCAAAUACUUGGAAAAUUGAUGCAGGCAAUUAUAAAGAAAGUCGAAAGGAAAUUAGUAAAAUGAACACCAUAACUGCUUGGAUGUACAGACGGAUACCCGUUAUAAAAUAUUUCGGCCUCUGUAAGUAUUGCACGUGCAUUAUUAUUUAUAAAUGUUACUUAGGUAAAAUAAACAUUGUUGGUACUGAAUUUCAAUAAAAUUAUUUUAAUUUUGUAGGGUUUCCCGAAACACACAACUCAGGAUUUAUGUUAGAUCUAACAAGAAAACUAACAGAGUAUAAAACAAAAUUGAACACUCAUCUAGAAAAUGAAUAG
Molecule: messenger RNA, 853 nt
Organism: Cinara cedri
Lineage: Eukaryota; Metazoa; Arthropoda; Insecta; Hemiptera; Aphididae
Source: the annotation of a GenBank genome assembly